Molecule: messenger RNA, 924 nt
Organism: Galleria mellonella (greater wax moth)
Lineage: Eukaryota; Metazoa; Arthropoda; Insecta; Lepidoptera; Pyralidae
Product: ras-related C3 botulinum toxin substrate 1-like
Exons: 5
Coding region: 237-815 (192 amino acids)
Biological process (GO): small GTPase-mediated signal transduction; regulation of cell shape; motor neuron axon guidance
Cellular component (GO): cytoskeleton; cytoplasmic vesicle; cell cortex
Molecular function (GO): protein kinase binding; GTP binding; GTPase activity
Source: RefSeq, a predicted model, not a curated record
AGUUAGGUACUCGACCGACACAAGUCUAAAAUAACUAUUUAAUAAUAAUUAUUAUGAUCAUUUACGUAUUGACCACGAUAUACGAACGUUUAUUAAAUUGGUUUCAGUUCAUUCAGUAGUGCAAAUACUUUGUGCAUUGUAUUGUUAUAUACGUGUAUAAGUAAAUGUUUUUUUUUUUUUUAUAAUAUUAAUAUACAUCGAAUAAUAUUUUGUAGUUAAUAAUUUAUGUGAAAGAAAUGCAAGCAAUUAAAUGCGUCGUUGUUGGAGAUGGAUGCGUCGGUAAAACCUGCCUGCUCAUCAGUUACACGACGAAUGCUUUCCCGGGGGAAUACUUACCUACAGUAUUCGACCACUACUCUGCGAACGUGAUGGUGGACGGGAAACCCAUCAACCUCGGAUUAUGGGAUACAGCUGGACAAGAUGAUUAUGACCGUUUGCGGCCCCUCUCUUACCCACAGACUGACGUCUUCCUGAUAUGCUUCGCUAUCGACAAUCCAACAUCUUUGUCGAAUGUUCGAACAAAGUGGUAUCAAGAAGUAAAGCACCAUUGUCCAAAUACACCGAUCAUAUUGGUCGGCACGAAGCUUGAUUUGCGGGAUGACAAGGAAACAAUUGAGAAUCUGAAAGAGGGAAAAUUGGCACCUGUUACGUAUCCACAGGGGUUUGACAUGUCAAAAGAAAUAAACGCCGUGAAGUACAUAGAAUGUUCAGCACUGACGCAAAAGAGUUUGAAGACUGUAUUCGACGAAGCCAUACGUGCUGUCUUACGGCCCUCGCGGCCGCAGAAACCAAAUCGUAAAUGUAGUAUUUUUUAAUAAUUUGGAAUUGUAUUUUAAUAUUUUAGUUUAUAAUAAUUUUUAUUUUAUUUCACAUAAUAGGAAAUUGUAAUAGAAAAUUUAAUAACAUAAUUUUUUUUUGUCUGUA